CUUCUCAAUAGUCGGAAAAGGUACAUAUGUAUACAGUAUGCCCCGUGCCUGCAAAAGUGACGUGCGCAGGAGUGUGGGUGUAGUGUUUGUGUAUGACUGCGUACGUGUGCGUCGCACUAGUCCGCGUCGGAGGUGCUCCAGCGCCAGACCAGGGGGAGCUGCGCACCUGCGUAUCGAGGCCCCAGGCAUGUCGAGGAACAAACAAGCGCUCAGGCCACGCAGUGUGCCGAGAAAAUGGGGCAAGGAGACCCAGGCAUCAAGCAUCAAUCAUUCAUGGUAAAGAUCGUCAAGAGAUUCCCAUUCGUACCUCGAAUAAUGCAGCAGCGGCGUGGGCGAUUGCGGCGUAUCAAAACUUUGCUUGAUGCACAACCUUGGCUUCGGAAGGUAUACAGAGCCCCCCCCACCC
Molecule: messenger RNA, 406 nt
Organism: Tilletiaria anomala UBC 951
Lineage: Eukaryota; Fungi; Basidiomycota; Exobasidiomycetes; Georgefischeriales; Tilletiariaceae
Exons: 1
Coding region: 93-362 (89 amino acids)
Source: RefSeq, a predicted model, not a curated record